CAUUUGUAAACACAAAUUCUAACCUCAAAUCAUAAAUUUAUCACAUUUUAGAAUAUUGAACAUUUUUAAUCGAUAUAUGGGAUGAGUAGUGACAAUCUAGACAUUUACAGUUGGGCCACAUCUUUAAUAGAUACACACAAAAAUCCCUCGAAACACUUGGAAGUUAUCGCCAACAAAUCCGUUAUACCUACCAAUAGUGAAACCGAAUCAGCUUUAAUCGACAAGCAUUUGACUAACGUUCUAGACGUAUGUAGUCGAUUGCGUGUAGAGAGACGAUGUGCCAGAGCAGCAGGAUGUUGGCGGCCCGUUGAACGAUUAGUGGAGGUGACCAAGGUGUGCGGCUUAAUAAAUAACUAUGGUUUUGCAAACAAAAGUGGAAAGUAUUUAUAUCCAGAAGAAGCAAUGUUUCUGUUAGAAACUAAUCGGCUGGAGAUAUUUUGGAACGAUGUCCCUAUGAGUAUACAGCAAGCAUACGCGGGGAUAAUUGGUGACAAUCUACAUCAAUACUUAGUUUACAGAAAAUUUUCGCUGGGAGGGUUCCGGUUGAUACGUUCGUCUGGUGAUAGCGAUGAGCCCCCCAAUAAAAAAUGUCGACCACUGUCGAGUACCAACGUAAGUACUGAUGAUGUCUUGAGAGCACUUCAAGAUUGUGGGCCUAGAAAUUACGAACCGACAGAAGUGGAGAGCAAGUUCGACUACAAAGUGUUUGUCCCAGAGCAGUCGAGCAAGAAGACUGAAAAUUUCAAAUUGUGUAUAAGUGAAUCGAAAACCGUUCCACCUGAUGUCUGCCUAAGUGAUGGGAAGACCAUUGUAUCAUAUUCCGAUUGCAAUUAUUCUUGCUUUCAGUAUUGUAGAGUGAAUCUUCCCGAUUUGAAUUAGUGCGCCUGGAAGGGCUCAUGUAGAGCAAGCUAGAUUCAUUUGUCAUACAGACUUACACUGUCGCCAAAGCUUUUGUUACAGCAUACAGAUUCUCGGAAUAUAUUGUUUGCAUAAUUGAUUAGAUGUUGUUGAAAUAAAUUUUUAAAUUAUU
Molecule: messenger RNA, 1030 nt
Organism: Photinus pyralis (common eastern firefly)
Lineage: Eukaryota; Metazoa; Arthropoda; Insecta; Coleoptera; Lampyridae
Gene: Tsen54
Product: tRNA-splicing endonuclease subunit Sen54
Exons: 5
Coding region: 82-879 (265 amino acids)
Biological process (GO): tRNA-type intron splice site recognition and cleavage
Cellular component (GO): tRNA-intron endonuclease complex
Source: RefSeq, a predicted model, not a curated record